AGAAAUGCGGAAGUGUGCAUGGUGUAAACAAUCGAGUCAUCAAGUAGUGUUGAGAAUGAACCACCGUUUGAAGUGUUAGACUGUGUUUUCAUAAGUAACAAAUCGACGUGUUGAGGAUGGCGCAGUGUCGUUAGUGAUAUUUUAAAUUAGAGGGUGCAGGCUGUGUGUAAACAGCAUCAUGCCUUAUCUGGGCAGUGAGGACAUGGUGAGGGAGCUGAGGAGAGCUCUGUCCAACCCCAACGUCCAGUCUGACCAGCUGCGCUACAGGAACACCAUCCUCAAAGUCAUCAGGGCGAUGUCACAGGGUGUGGAUGUAUCAGGCCUGUUCAGUGAGAUGGUAAAAGCGUGUGCCACAGUAGACAUAGUCCAGAAGAAACUGGUCUACGUCUUCCUGUGUUCCUAUGCCACUUUAAACCCUGAGCUGUCUCUGCUGGUCAUCAACACACUGAGGAAAGAUUGUCAGGAUCCAAACCCCAUGGUCCGCAGCCUGGCCCUGAGGAACAUGACCAACCUCAGGUUACCCAGUCUGGUGGAGUACGUGGAGCAGCCUCUGACAGCAGGACUGAGGGACAGAGCAGCUUGUGUACGACGAGUGGCCGUGCUCGGCUGGGCCAAACUGCACAACCUCCAACCCAACUCUGAGAUAGAUGCUGCAGUGGUGAAUGAGCUGUACAGCCUGCUGAGGGACCCAGACCCAGUGGUGAUGGUGAACUGUCUUCGAGCUCUGGAGGAGAUCCUGAGGGAGGAGGGAGGAGUCGCUAUUAAUAAACCUAUCACCCACCACCUCCUCAACAGGCUCAAGGAGUGUGAUGUUUGGGGUCAGUGUGAGGUGCUGAGGAUCCUCCAGCGCUACCGACCUCAGUCAGAGGACGAGCUGUUUGACAUCCUGUCCCUGCUGGAUGCCGCCCUGGUCAGCCCCCACCCCCCAGUCAUGGCCGCCACCCUCAGCCUCUUCCUAAGCCUCUGCUCCAGCCUGCCUGCUGUCAGUCUGGCAGCCCUGGAGCGAGUCCGGGGACCCCUGCUGGCUGCCUGUGGGAGCGUGUCCAGAGAGAUGAGGUUCACUGCCCUCUGCCACAUACAGUUGCUGUUGCGUUCCCUCCCUGGCCUGAUGGGGGCGCACUACAAACGUUUUUUCUGCGGGUAUGCAGAGCCAGCAUACAUCAAGCAAAGGAAGAUGCAGGUGCUGGUUGAGCUGGUUAAUGAUGAGAAUGUAGCAAUGUUACUGGACGAGCUGAAAGGAUACUGCACUGAUGUCAACACUGACACUGCCCAAGCUGCAAUCUCAGCUAUAGGUCGUAUUGGACGGAGCUACAGCGACAGGUGUCUGGAGAUCCUUACUGGACUGCUCGGGCUCAAACAGGAGCACAUCACUUCUGCGGUGGUGCAGACGAUGCGUGACCUGGUCUGGGUGUGUCCUCAGUGUAGCGAAACUGUGUGUUUGUCUCUGGAGGGCUGCGAGGAGACGCUGCAGGAUAGCCAGGGCAGGCAAGCCUUGCUGUGGUUGCUAUCUGUGUACGGGGAGCGAGUCUCCAGCGCCCCCUACACGUUGGAGGUGUUCAUUGAUGGAGUGAGGAGCGAGACCUCUCUGGGAGUCAAGAUGGAGCUGCUGACAACUACCAUGAGGCUGUUUAUGUGCCGGCCUGCUGAGACACAAGACAUGCUCGGAAGGCUACUGCACUACUGCAUAGAGGAGGAGACUGAUAUGUGCGUGCGUGACCAAGCGCUUCUCUACUACCGCCUGCUGCAAUGUGGGAUAGAGGAGACACGAAAGGUCCUCCAGGGUCGGAGGUCAGACCCUUCCCUGGGUGUUCUGAUUGGCCGCCCCGCAGAGCCCAUCAGCCAAUGGGCAAGCAGCUUCAACACUCUAGAGCCUCUGAGGCAGGGCACCGUAGAGACAGAGUCAGCCAGCAGAGGAAGCCCUGAACAUGCAAGCUUUGACCCCAAGCCAAACACUGACCUCUCAGACACACUGGACUGUAGCCAAAUUGAGAGAGUGCAUUCAGCGUCCUAUCAUUCUUCCUCUCUUCAUCCUCCCAUGUCUUCUUCAGGCUCAGACAGUACCAGUGGGUGUACAGACUCCUCUGCUGAUGUCCUGGCUUCCAGUGUCGCUGUCCCUCUCAGUUUGUCCCUCUCCCCAGCUCUCAGCCCAGAGGAGUUUGAGCGUCUUUGGCUGCAGCGAUUGGCUCUGCAUGCUGAGCGAGGUGUGGAGAAACUAGAAGAGGAGGAUUAUAUUUGCUUUGAAGAACGCAUCCACUGCCCUGCGAUACCUCAGUGUUCACCACAAAGUCUUCAGGCUGCGAUGCAGCUGGUCAAUAUCCAGACAAUGGCCUUCACACCACCGCACACACUCCCCUGGAGGGUCUACCUGUACACACACACACAGCAAGGACACUCUGGUGACACACCCCACAGCACGCUCAUACUUGGGGAGCUGCUGUACACUGGAGAGGGAAAUCAGAGGGGAAUAGUUACAAAAGGCAUAGAUGGUGGAGAAGUGGUGGAGGGCAGUGAAGAGGAGCUGGUGAAAGAGGGGGAGGAAGCUACAGAUUAUGGGCUGAGCAGGAGGGAGUCAGUGAGAAAAGAUGGAGAAGAGCAGGAUGUAAAAGUGACUCUUAAGCAGCAACCAAGAGAUGACAAAGCUCUGAAGGGGUUUCUCUCUAUCCUUACCACUGUGCUGCACACAUUGUCCUCAGAGAGAAAUUAAAUAUGCAUUACACCAACACAUGGUGUACUUCUAAAGAAGACGCUCACUGACCACAUUCAUUUCCUAAUCAUAUCUGUAAAAUAGCUCCUAAGACAGUGGCUCUUAACCUUGCUCAUGCCAUAGACCUCUGAAUUGAUACACAUGGGUUAAUGGACCCAUUUGAAAAGAUUUUGGUCAUUAGAUAUUAUUCAGACCACAAUUGUACAGCUGUAAACUACAGUUGAGGAGAUAAAUGUGGAGGAAGUGAAACCUAUGUUCAGAAUAGCCACUUCUAAGAACUGAGUCAUAGUUUCCGUGUCUCCCAGGAUCUGCUUUGGUGUGGGUCACGUAAAUGUCGUCAUCCACCCAUGUCUGUAAGGGUCCACACGGACCCUUAUGGGGACGUCCAUGUGCAGCCUCUUCAAGACUGGAAUUUUACGUUGUUAUUCCGCCAUGCCGCUCUUUAUAAAAUGAACAGUCACAGAAUGGGGGGACAGUGUUGUCUCACCUUGUAGGCAGCAUUAGCUGUAGUAGCAAAGCCAAAAUGACUUCUGGGUAAAAGAGACAGCUGGCAGGACGGGAUCAUGGGCGGCAUCGAUGUGACCUUUUAAUGAGGUGUUAUGCAUGUGACCCUCCCUCAGGAGAUUUAAAAAGUAGCUGCUAGCAGUUAGCAGCUAACUUGAAGAGGAAAAACAGCAGCCGAUAAUGUCCACGAACUGGGAGAACAAUGAGGUCCAGGAGCUCCUCACCCUCUGAGCAGAGGAUGAGAUCAGCUGCCAUACAACAGGGACAGUAAAUGAUUGUUAUUGUCAUGUUAUGCCUUUGUUAUUGUUUGUGAAGCGCUGCUGACGUGUAUGUUAUAUGUCACACGCCCGUCACUCCUCUUUUGCUUCAGCGAUGCAGGCAUGCUUCCUAAAAUCAAACACUGGAGUGCCAUAAUCUUGCUGUCAUUUGGUUCUGUGUAAAAAUACAAAGGCAGCAUAAAGAAGGGACUUCAUUGCGGUCCUGUAGCGCACUCUCUGUGUAAAAACAGUCUUAGUUUCACUUCCAUACGAAGUCGACUGUGGGAGGACAGUAAGCUCUCCUUCCAGCCCUCCCAUUGGGGGCUGAUGCAGACCCUCAACUGUACUAUGAAUAGAAUCGCAUCUGCGUGACCGCAGCUGUCCACAGACAUUCAAUGCAGAAAGUUGUCAAGCCGUUAAGACUCUUAACCUACGACACAGUGGAGCACAAAGGCUCCGGAGAAGAAGCUGAGUUAGUGACAUGCAGUACAGCCGAGUUAGCGAGAUGCACUGGAUGACAGUGAGUAAAUUAAAUGUUAGAGAUUUGAUCAUGAAGGGAUAAUAUUUGUGGUUGAUGUCAUUAGGGGUACGCACACAUUUCCCACCCAACGCAAAAAAUGAUCACAAUACUAGGACAGAGAACUGGAAAAAUGCACCAGUGCAGCAGUGAUGACUUGGGUAUGUCUCAACCUUCCAUCAGCAGAGUGAUCACACUGACUAUGAUACUUUCAGUCAGCAGUUCAUUUCAUUUCCACUGGGUGUCCACACCUUACAUGCUCACAGAAGGGUGUGUCUCUGACAACCAAUCACAUCUGUUAAAAGCAAGCAUGGCACCUAGCAAUCAACCUCACCCCCUCACUAAGGUAAACACUUCCUUGCUCAGAGUUGCUGUGAGAACUUUCCUAAAUCACUCCUAAACUAGGACUCCUUACUAAAAAUGUUAAGGAUAACGGGAUUUAUGGUUGUGUGUAAACCCUAUGCAUGUAACCCACGCACGUCGCCAUCGUGAGCAUUUUUACUUCUGCAGUGGUGUGUCUGUGUCACUCUGCAGUCACACCUCCAAAACGCUAGAUAGCGGUGGAGGUUUCUGUUAAAUGCUGUUAAGUUUAGUUGAUUCAAAACACACAAUAAACACAUUAAAUAUGGCUUAAUAGUGACAAUUUCAAACACAAGUACACAAAUUGGGGGCGUCGGUGGCUUAGUGGCAGAGCAGGCGCCCCAUGUACAAGGCUGUUGCCGCAGCGGCCCGGGCUCGAGUCCAGCCUGUGGCCCUUUGCUGCAUGUCUCUCCCUCUCUCUCUCUCCCCCCUUCACGCUUCACUGUCCUGUCGAUUAAAGGCAAAAAAUGCCCAAAAAAAUAUCUUUAAAAAAAAAAGUACGCAAAUUGGCUUCACUUUAAAUCGCAGCAUUCACAGACAAACACUUGUCUUUAUCUAAACACAUUUUCCCCACAAAUACAACAUGCUAAAGUUAUUAGUACAAGCCUAUGGCAUUUUACAUUGUUUAAAUUAGCCUAGCAACAAGCGAUCUUUCCCUCUUCUCAUAUAAAGCCUGGGACAACAGCAACAUUUAACAAAGGUAACGGCACUCAAUUUGGCUCCAAGAUUCACAGACAAAACAACUGUCACACUAAACACGUUAUCCAAACAAAUACAACAUGCUACCGUUAUUAGCACAAGCCUAUGACAUUUUACAUUGUAAAAAUUAGCCUAGCAACGAGCGGAGAUUUCCUCUUCUCAUAUGAAACCUGGAUAAAUCCCUAAGUAUAAGUCCCUGAAGGAUAAAUCACACACAAGACUUAAAAUGCUAUUUUAUUGGAGGUUCUACUGUCUUCACAAUUUAUUGUUUCUUAUCUGUGAAAUACAAGUAAAUGCUUCGUUUCCACUAAAGGAAAUGGUGUCAGUAUACAGAAACAGACAGGAGGACUGCGUCAACGCGAUGUAUACAAUUCUGGGGAGGUGCGUGUCAGGCUUCAGCGUAGGUUAUGGCAUAGGCUGUACGUCGACGUGGAGCCUACGCCGUGGCUAUGGCGUCAAUUCAACGCAGAAGUAUAAAUUAGCUUUAAGUUAGCUUUCUAAAAGGAUUCUCAGAAUGUUUGUGAAUACGGCCCCAGGAAACCGGACCGAGGGUGUGUCAAUAAGUGGUAAAACCACUUCACUUUUCACCUCGCACAUUUUAAGUUGUAUGACCUGAGAUAAUUGUUGUGAGAGUGAAGUCCUUUACAGAAGUAAAUUGUGAAUAAACAAGACUGCAUUCAGUAAACUUCAGCCAUACAUCACUUCAAUUAGCUGUGAUCUUUCACAGCCAUAAGUAGAUGAAAGAAUAGUUUGGGUUUGUCAAAAGUUUGGCCUGAUGGGAACAGGACUAGUCUCACUGUACCAAAAUCAGCUUCUCCUUUUUCUUCUCUUUCUCCCCUGAAACUGACAGAAAAUAAUUCUCACUGAAAAAAACAUGCACUGAUGGAAGUAACCACCUUCCUCAUUCACAGUAUGCAAAUGUUUAAGAGCCUCAACUGAAAGGAAGCUGCUAUGGAUUGUAUUUUUGUGUGUACACCAGUGAGCUGCUGUCAGAGCCUCCCAUGUGUCUUGCCUUACUCUUGAUUGUAGAUUAUAUUUUACUGAUUUUAUUGUAGGCUACAUUAGAGGCUGUCAUCAUGAUAAUAGCUGGGUGAAGGUAAGCAAACGCAUGAACUGACCCAAAAUAAAACAAAUUGGAUUCCGC
Molecule: messenger RNA, 6185 nt
Organism: Epinephelus moara (kelp grouper)
Lineage: Eukaryota; Metazoa; Chordata; Actinopteri; Perciformes; Serranidae
Gene: ap4b1
Product: adaptor related protein complex 4 subunit beta 1
Exons: 13
Coding region: 179-2704 (841 amino acids)
Biological process (GO): intracellular protein transport; vesicle-mediated transport
Cellular component (GO): membrane coat; clathrin adaptor complex
Source: RefSeq, a predicted model, not a curated record